ACUGUUUCACCUGGGAGACAGUGAAUGGCCAUCGAGUGCGCAUGACUAGUCCUGGGAGAUCCAGUGAAGCUUUCUUCAAAGCCAGGGAGGACGGCUUCUGAGAUUCAGUGUUGAAUCAGCAGAACACUGACCAGGAGACAUGGCUGAGGAGGCAGAAAUUUCACAAUUCGAGCAGGAGUCAUUAGACGCUCACAAUCACUACAGAAAGUUGCACGCAACUCCCCCUCUGGCUUACAACACGAACAUGCGUGCUGACUGCCAAGCAUGGGCUGAGGUCCUGGCACCCAGAAAUGAAAUGGAGCACAGUAAGACGAAAAACGGAGAGAACAUCUGGUACAAGUGGAGCUCUGGAGAGAUGGAGUUUACAGGCAAGGAUUCAGCAGAUGCAUGGUAUGAAGAAAUCAAGGACUAUGAUUACAACAAUCCUGGAUUUGCCGAUGUAACUGGGCAUUUCACCCAGCUGCUGUGGAAGGACACCAAAGAAAUGGCAAUCGCCUACUCGGUGAGUGGGCAGACAGCAAUAGCGGUGGCACAUUACACCCCGGCUGGGAACAUCACCAACGAGGGGUAUUUUGCGAAAAAUGUCCUGCCCCUCGCCGCCCCUCCAGAGGAGCCUGCAGCCGAGAGCGUACCAGCAGAGGCUGAGCCAGAAGCAGAAGCACCCGCCGCACCGCCCGAGGAGGCAGCUCCACCGGCCGAGACACCCGCGGCAGAGCCAGAGGCAGCAGCACCUGAGCCAGAGGCAGCAGCGGCUGAGCCAGAGGAAGUAGCGCCUGAACCAGAGGCAGCAGCGCCUGAGCCAGAGGCAGCAGCGCCUGAACCAGAGGCAGCAGCGCCUGAGCCAGAGGCAGCAGCGGAUGAGCCGGAAGCACCAGCGGCUGAGCCGGAAGCACCAGCGGCCGAGGCGGAGGAACCGGCAGCAGAACCCGCGCCUCCAGCGGAAGAAGCCGUGCCACCCGUCGAAUCACGAGAGCCAACACCUGCAGUCUCUCCACCUCCGGAGGUAGCACAAGAAGCACUGGAACCGGAAGCUGGGGGACAACCUGCAGAUACCGAGAUAGGGACGUUUGAGAGAGAAGCAUUGGAGGCCCACAAUCACUACAGAACUCUGCACGAAGCACCACCACUUGAAUACAGUUUUGAAUUAAGGGACGAAUGCAGAAAGUGGGCCGAAUACCUGUCAUCCACAGGAGCCGUGGAAGAGAGCCGUACCAAGAAUGGAGAGAACCUCUGGACCACCACUGAUGACGAAGUCUUAGGGAAGGACCCAGUGCUUGCUUGGUAUAAUGAAAUCAAUGAUUACGACUUUAAUAGCCCUGGUUUUAGUGCACUGACAGGUCAAUUCAGCCAGAUGAUCUGGGUGGCGACUACACAUAUGGGCAUAGCAUCCGUCAAAAGUGAGCAUGGAACCUUUGUGGUGGCCCAGUACAGCCCCGUUGGAAAUAUCGUCGACCGACAUUCCUUCCAAAUUAACGUACGACCAAAGGAUUCGCAAUCGGUGGAAUCUGGAGAAAAACCAGAUCAGAGUUCCGAACUGACUGCCAGUGACACUGGGACAUCAGAAAUGUCGUCGUUUGAGAAAGAGGCGUUGGAGGCUCACAAUCUGCACCGAUCUCAUCACAACACAGCGCCUCUGACAUUCAGCAGGGAGCUGAGCAAGGAUUGCAGUGUCUGGGCAAAUGUCCUCACACAAGAUGGCGUCAUUGCACAAAGUCCCACCAACUUUGGGGAGAAUAUCUGGUCCAAUUCUAGCAUAACUGAAGGAGAAAUCAAAGGCAAUGAAGCCGUGGACCAGUGGUACUCUGAAAUUAAAUACUAUGACUAUGAUAAUCCUGCUCCCUCCUCAAAAACCGAGCACUUCACUCAGCUGAUCUGGCAGGAUACCACAGAUUUUGGGAUUGCGUACGUCGUGAGUGACAACGGGGCUUUUGUGGUGGCUCAGUACAAGCCGUGCGGGAACACUCCCAACGCAGAAUCCUUUGCCAAGAAUGUUCUACCACUGGACGCCGCGUUCAGCAAGCCCGAACCGGAACCGGAACCGGAACCGGAACCGGAGCCUGUCAUGGAACCUGCCCCGGAGGUCAAGGAAGAACCUGCAGAAGAACCAGCACAAGCCGCCUCUCCUCCACGAGAGGAAGCAGCUGCCGAGGAGCAACCAGCUGAAAUGCCAGUGGCUGAGGAGCAGCCAGCCGAGGAACCAGUAGUAGAGGAGAAACCGGCUGAAGAGCCAGCAGCCCAGGAGAAAGCAGCCGAGGUGAAAGUUGAGGAGGAAAAACCAGCUGAGGAACCUGCUGAAGCACCGGAACAAGCCCCACCGAAGGAAGAAAAGAAGAAAGUCCAUCGCCACUGUCCCAAGAAGAAAGAUCCAAAGCUGAAGAAGGCCGCUCAGAAGUCCACGGUGAUUUAUUUCAGUUGUGAAGACAGGACAAUGACUGCGUAUGAAUUUGUUUAUCGUGGACCAGCUGUGGCGCAACUGAGACAUGACGGAGCGAGGACUUGGUCCAGCGUCAAGGUCCAAGAGGACUGGAGAUCAGGCGGUACUGCAUCGAUAUUGAGCAAUCUCUGGGACAAAUAUCCAGCCAUCCAAGACAGUGGCAGGGACAUGCUGGAGCUGGGAGUCACCAGCAGCGUUACCUCCCUCUGCCCAGUCAACGCAUCAAAGCACAACCUCCUACACCUGCACUUCAUGGUAACACUGAGACAUACCGACGGCAUCGGGAUUUGCCUGGCAGCUGAGAACAUCAGUCUCAUUAUCAUGGCGCACAUCAAGUCAACAGAUUCCAGAAAUUUUGCCUCGGAGUUGCUGAGAUCUGUGAAUGAAUGCCGGAAGAGGCACGGAGCAGAAGCGCUGAUCCUGAACCCAACCGUCAGUGAGAAGGCGGAGAAAUGGGCGGCGCAUCUGGUGAAGUCCAGGACACUGAAGCACAGCGACACACAGCUUGGGGAGAAUAUCUGGUGUCAGCAAGGCUCGGUCAGUCGGCCAGUCACAGGGCAAGAGGUUGUGGAUUCAUGGUACAAUGAAAUUGAGAAUUAUGACUUCUCCUCUCCCGGAUUUCAGAAGAAUUGUGGUCAUUUCACACAGCUGGUCUGGAGGGACACCAAGGAGAUGGGCGUUGGUCUGGCAUCUGACGGCAAAGGUCUCAUCGUCGUGGUGGCUCAGUUCGACCCGGCCGGUAACAUCACCAAUCCGGGCUACUUUGCUAAAAAUGUCCUGCCCGCUGGCAGCAAGAAGGAGGGAACACCAGUAAAACAGCGCUCCUGGAACACCAGCAAACCUGAUUCACCAGCAACAAGCCAGCGACCACAAGGUGAAGAUUCUAGAAGUUUUGCCACACAGUUGCUGAACGCUGUGAACAACUACCGGGUGCAGCACGGCACGCGACCUUUAACCCUGAACUCGCAAAUCUGCAAGAAUGCAGAGAAAUGGGCGGAGCAUCUCGUCACCUCCAGAAAGUUGCAGCACAGUGACACGUCGUAUGGAGAGAACAUCUGGUGUCAGCAAGGCCCUGGAGGUGUGCAGGUCACAGGGCAACAAGUUGUUGAUUCCUGGUACAAUGAAAUUAAAGAUUAUGACUUCUCCACACCUGGAUUUCAGAAAAACUGUGGUCAUUUCACACAGCUGGUCUGGAGAGACUCCAAGGAGAUGGGCGUUGGCCUGGCAACUGAUGGCAAAGGUCUCACCGUCGUGGUGGCUCAAUUUGACCCGGCCGGUAACAUCACCAAUCCGGGCUACUUUGCUAAAAAUGUCCUGCCCGCUGGCAGCAAGGAGGGGAAGGGUGAGACUGCCCACAGGGAGAAUGUUAGAGGACCUGAGGCACCAACUGGAACAGGAAAAGCCUCUGGAAAUGUUCCCAAACAGUUGCUGGAAUCUGUGAAUGAACAUCGGGCGAGCCACGGAGCGCCGCCCCUCACUCUGAGCCCCGCGAUGAGUAAAAAUGCUGAGAAAUGGGCAGAGCAUCUGGUGGCAUCCAGAACAAUGCAGCAUAGUGACACACCGCACGGAGAGAACAUCUGGUAUCAGCAGGGCCCUGCAGGGUUGCAGGUCACAGGACAGGACGUUGCUGGCUACUGGUACAAUGAAAUAAAAACAUAUGAUUUUUCUUCUCCUGGAUUUCAGAAGAAUUGUGGUCAUUUCACACAGCUGGUCUGGAGAGACUCCAAGGAGAUGGGAGUUGGCCUGGCAUCUGACGGCAAAGGUCUCACUGUCGUGGUUGCACAGUUCGACCCGGCCGGUAACAUCACCAAUCCUGGCUACUUUGAUAAAAAUGUCUUGCCCACUGGCAGUAAGAUGGAGAAGCGUGAGACCGCCCACAGGGAAAAUGUCAAUAAAUCACGCACUCCAGAAAGAAGUAACAUGGCAGCAACUUCAGUUAAUGAAAAUAAUGCUUUUAUCGCUGAGGUGCUUAAAGAGCACAACUCUUUACGAGCCCGACACCGGUCACCUCCGCUCCAGGUUAACCCUGAACUCUCUGCAGAAGCACAGAAAUGGGCUGAGCAUCUUGUCACUAUCAAAACCCUCCAGCACAGUGGCACAAAGUAUGGGGAAAACAUCUGGUACAAAUGGAGCAGCAACAAAGCGACACCUACAGGGGCAGAAUCGAGUGAAUCGUGGUACAAUGAAAUCAAGAAAUAUGACUUCAAAUCUCCCGGAUUUCACAGUGGGACAGGGCACUUCACCCAGCUGGUGUGGAAGGCAUCAAGAGAGUUGGGCGUGGGUUAUGCGACGGAUGGGAAAGGCAUGUUCUUUGUGGUGGCAGUCUACAAUCCACCAGGGAACAUCACAAAUCCUGGCUACUUCAAGGAAAAUGUUUUACCACCCAGUAAAUAAUGACCAAGGCGGAUGAGUGUGGCACUUGUCAAAUGCAGCUGUCCUAAAAAAAGCACAAAUAAUGUAAUUUGAGAUUUAAUGAAUGCUUUAAGUAGUGUUUACUCCAGGAUUUGAUUGGCUUUCGCUAUAAUAUAAUAAUAAUAAGGUUGGAUACACUGUGAGCACAUACAAGUGACUGUUCAUCCCCAAUUUCCUUUCCCCCCCCACCUCACCCUCUCUGUUGCCAGUUCUGGUUUUAGUGCCAGGGUCCAAAAUAUGAUGUUGCCUGUCUGAAUAUUUCUGUCUUUCUACCACUCACUUUUAAGUCAAUCUGUGAAAUGUUUUGCUUCAAGAUUUUUCACUUGUUCUAAUUUCUUUAUGUGGGUGGGUAUCAAAUUAUAUUCCUAAACCCCAUCAUAGAUAGGAACAAUUGACUGUUUUACACAAUAAAAGUCUUAUAGGUCGGCACCCUCAAGACUAUGCCGUCCUGAACUGCAGAUUUUCGGGACUCUUGGACAUUGUUCUAAUGCAACACACUUGUAUUUUACUUUUUCAUUCUACACAGUAAAAUGAUACAUUUUCCAGUCUUCUUCUUCUUCUUCUUCUUCUUGCGAAUGAAACAUAAACCAAAGGAAUAGUUAGAUCACAAGCUGGGUGUUGAGCAGCCAGGUUGUUGUCUCUGCGUCAAUGUCUGCCAGGCCCUGCGCUCAUUUGGUGGGUGGUAGAGCGGGCACCCAGAGAUGACAUGGUUGGCUGUCUGUUGUUCUGCUCUGCAUUCACAGGCUGGGCUCUGGCGGAGCCUCCAUCUCCACAUGCUGGCAUUAUAACACCAAACCCCAGUACGAAGUCUGUUGAGCUUCACCCAUGCUCCUCUGGGGAGGUCAGCUCCUGGGCAGCUUUUAUCUGGUGAGGAGAUGUAGCUGUAGUGAAAUGGAGAUGAGGUUGCCUUCUACUCUGUGACCACUUGGUGGCUAUUCACAGUGUGCUUUUGUCACAGUUGGCUGGAUGGAUGCUAGGAAUUCUUUCCAUGUGGGUCAAAGGGGUGACGGGACUUCAGUUGGGGUGGCCUCUGCUCUCUGCUGAUAGUCUGAUGGAGGAGGUGAUCUGGGUCCAUGGCACGAUGAGAUAGUGCCAGAGUUGCUGCUUGCCCUCGGAUCCCUGCAGGCGGAAUGCCUGCAAGUAUAGGGAGCUGCUCGACUGGAGUAGGUUGAAGGCACCCAGUGAUGGUUCGCAAGGUGCUGUGUUCAGGCUCGUGUCUACCAGGCUAGUAAGUCUACUACUCCAUACGGGUGCACAGUACUCAGCUGGAGCAUACACAAGAGCUAAGGCAGAGGUGCGAAGAGUAGAUGGGCUGGCUCCCCAACUUGUUCCUGGCAGGCGUCGGAUGAGGCCACUACAUGCCAUGGCCCUGUCGCGGAGUCCAGCCAGGUGUUGACGGAAUGGAAGCGACCUGUCCAGCUUUACGCCGAGGUAAGUGGGUGUUUGUUGAAAGUCCAAGCGCCUGUUGUUAAGGAAGACAGCUAGCUCUCGCUUAGCUUCCUUGUUGUUUCGAUGAAAUGCCGUGAAAUUUUCCCGUGAACCCAGCGAGUUUAAAAAGGAUGCGGAGAAAUUAGUCUCUGUUUUAAAGGAAGUUCUGAAACAGAAUCGUGUGAGUUUAAAGGGAGCAGGAAGCAGAACUGGGUGAGUUUAAAGGCAGUGCUGCAAAUAUUACCCAGUAAAUUCAAAAGGGGCAGGAAAGAUUGCCCAGUGAAUUUAAAGGGAGUGCUGGACAUGUUACCCAGUGAGUGUAAAGGGAGCAGAAACAUUGCCUUGUGAGCUAAAGGGAGCAGGAAACAUUGCCCAGUGUGCUCAAAGGGAGCAGGAAACAGCUGCACUGAGUUUAAAAAGAGUACUGGGAAACGGCCCAAUGAGUAGAAUGAGAACAGGGGGGCAGAACCUGAGAUGAUUUAAAAGGGGUUGGGGGGGAAUAGGGUUGCCAACUAUCCCGUGUUAGUCGGGACAUCCCGUAUAUUGGGCUAAAUUGGUUUGUUCCAUACGAGACCGUCCUUGUCCUGUAUUUGACUGCUACUACUCGGGUCGAGGGGACUGUCGGAGUGCCACGUCCGGCCCCGCCUCACCCGUCCUGACGUAGUGCACCCCAUGGAGUGCAGCAGUAGCACCUCGCCCGUGGCCCCGUCGGCCGGCAGCCCAGACAGCUGUCCAACCUUCGGACCUUCGCUUACGGCCAUUAGAGGCCAUUAUUCUUCUCAUGGCCGAUCAUCGGUUCAUGAGUUGGAUGGGGUGCCAGACUUUGCACGCGACGUCAGGUGGGCCAAUACUCAGCUGGCCCGCUGCCUGGGUUUUGUGUGCAGUCCAGCACCCGGGCCAACUAAUUCACCCAGCCAGUCGAGCCGGACAACGAAUUGCCAUCAGGAAUUUGACCCUUAUUUUGACCUUUUGUCCCUUAUUUGGGAGUGAGAAAGUCAGCAACCCCAGGGGGGGGAAAUAAAAUAAGGUGUGGAGAGCAGGAAGCACAGAGAGCUGGUGAGCCUGGAUAAUCAAAAUUUUACUGUUGCAGGAAUGUGCAGCCCACAUUCCUGUAAUCUCAAUUAUUACAGAUGAGAGGUGAGAUUGAACAAUGACACUUACAGACUGGAUAUUCAAUAAUUAAAGGAGAUUAAUUAUUUAUUAGCAUAAUUCUAACAGCGUUUCAGCAGAUAAAUGCUUAGGAUUUGCCUCCCAGCACAUAUUUUAUUGUACAAGCAGGGAGUGGCCUCGGGGAAAUCGUCAAUUUUAAUUUGCUUGCCGAGUCACUCCACCUCCUGCUGCAGCCGGCUCCACAGUUUCCAUUUCCUUCUGAGCACUGAUUUUAAAUACUUUCCUAUUGCUGUCAUGCUUUUUUCCCCUCAACCAGCCAUCAGUGAAUAAUAUCUAUUGAAUGCAGAGGCACACAGGCCUCCUCUGGGGCCUUAGCGAUGCACCAUAGCAACCGUGUUCUGUAGUAUGCUGCACAUUUUCCAAUCAGAAAGCCUUUCAUGAUGUUAGUGGGACGUUCAUCUUUUUCUGAGGUUCCAUUGUCUUUUAAGUCAGCUGUUAAAGGGUGGCUGUGGUUUUAAUGCUGCUUUCGUUUGUACACAUUUAUGCUCUCAACUGCUCUCCGAGGUGUAUGGAUAGUCGAGACCCUUGGAAUAAAGAAUAACAUUGCUUACC
This is a messenger RNA of Leucoraja erinaceus (little skate), 7996 nucleotides long. RefSeq lists its product as uncharacterized. The record is from RefSeq and is a predicted model, not a curated record. Bases 140 to 4828 code for a protein of 1562 amino acids. Lineage: Eukaryota; Metazoa; Chordata; Chondrichthyes; Rajiformes; Rajidae. Gene Ontology annotation, cellular component: extracellular region. The transcript is spliced from 32 exons.